Candoia aspera is the source of this 4342-nucleotide messenger RNA. RefSeq names its product 1,4-alpha-glucan branching enzyme 1 (gene GBE1). The coding region runs from base 316 to 2439 and encodes 707 amino acids. The transcript is spliced from 17 exons. Gene Ontology annotation, biological process: glycogen biosynthetic process. Gene Ontology annotation, cellular component: cytoplasm. Lineage: Eukaryota; Metazoa; Chordata; Lepidosauria; Squamata; Candoiidae. Gene Ontology annotation, molecular function: hydrolase activity, hydrolyzing O-glycosyl compounds; 1,4-alpha-glucan branching enzyme activity; cation binding. The record is from RefSeq and is a predicted model, not a curated record.
UCCAGGCAAGCCGGCUCUCGGCUCAGCGAGGAGUCAGCGUGGCUGGGGAGGCUGCUGCAGAUUUUCAUGCUCCGCGCGCGAGUUGCCUCAUCAUCUCAGCGACGUCGCAGGGGGCGGGCGAUUACCCGGAACGGCACUCUCCUGCCUUCCCUUUCUUGGCGAAAGGGGAGCAUUUGUUUAGCCCCAGUAGAAAAGAGGGAGGAGUGGGGCUCUGCCAGCCCACUUCUUUGGCGUAGCCUAUCUUAGUCCUGGUCCGAAGGGAGGGGGGCGCUUCCAGAUGACCUCUCUUAGCCAAGUGCUACUGCAGUUGCAAAGAUGGCUGUGCUAAGUUCGUUUCCGGCUGAAUUGGAACGACUGCUGGAGAAAGAUCCCUACUUGACUCCUUUUGAGCAAGACUUCCAGCGCAGGUAUGGUAUUUUUCAUCACAUCUUAAAGAACAUUGAAGAAAAUGAAGGUGGUCUUGACAAAUUCACAAAGAGUUACCAAACAUUGGGAGUCAACAGAUUCAUAGAUGGAGGAUUAUACUGUAAAGAAUGGGCUCCUGGUGCAGAAGCAGUGUUUCUUACCGGUGAUUUUAAUAACUGGAAUCCAUUUUCCCAUCCAUAUAAGAAAAUGGAUUUUGGGAAAUGGGAAUUGUUCAUCCCACCUGGACCAGAUGGAUUUCGUCCUGUAUCUCAUGGAUCAAAACUGAAGUUGGUGAUAAGAACCAAAACUGGAGAGGUUCUUUAUCGCAUUUCUCCUUGGGCUAGAUACGUAGUUCGUGAGGGUACCAAUGUGAAUUAUGACUGGAUAUACUGGGAGCCAUCAACCCCAUAUAUAUGGAAACAUCCCAUCCCUAAGAAACCCAAAAGUUUAAGAAUCUAUGAAUCUCAUGUGGGAAUUGCUUCCCCUGAAGGGAAAAUAGCUUCAUAUAAAAACUUUACACACAAUGUGCUUCCAAAAAUCAAAGAUCUUGGAUAUAACUGCAUUCAAUUGAUGGCUGUGAUGGAACAUGCUUACUAUGCAAGUUUUGGUUAUCAGAUCACAAGCUUUUUUGCAGCAUCAAGUCGAUAUGGCCCUCCAGAUGACUUGAAGGAACUGAUUGAUGUUGCCCACUCAAUGGGAAUCACUGUCCUAUUAGAUGUUGUGCACAGUCAUGCAUCAAAAAAUUCUGAAGAUGGUCUGAACAAUUUUGAUGGUACUGAUUCUGCAUUUUUCCAUUCUGGUGCUAGAGGAACACAUGUUCUUUGGGAUAGCCGACUUUUUGACUAUGCAAACUGGGAAGUCCUGAGAUUUCUUCUCUCCAACCUAAGAUGGUGGAUAGAAGGGUAUGCCUUUGAUGGGUUUCGUUUUGAUGGUAUAUCAUCUAUGCUAUAUCACCAUCAUGGAAUUGGUGAAGGCUUUUGUGGAGAUUACGGUGAAUAUUUUGGUAUGCAUGUUGAUGAAGAUGCAGUAGCAUACCUAAUGAUGGCAAACUACAUGAUACAUUUUUUGCAUCCAGAAUGUAUAACUAUAGCAGAGGAUGUGUCUGGAAUGCCAGCACUUUGUUGUCCAGUAAUAGAAGGUGGAUGUGGAUUUGAUUAUCGGUUGGCCAUGGCAAUUCCUGACAAAUGGAUUCAGAUAAUUAAAGAGCGUAAGGAUGAAGACUGGGACAUGGGAAAUAUUGUGUUUACUUUAACAAACAGGCGAUAUGGAGAGAAAUGCAUUGCCUAUGCAGAGAGUCAUGAUCAGGCCCUUGUUGGUGAUAAGACUUUGGCUUUUUGGUUGAUGGAUGCAGAGAUGUAUAAUUAUAUGAGUGUUUUGUCACCUCUCACACCAAUUAUCGAUCGAGGAAUACAGCUUCAUAAAAUGAUACGACUCAUUACUCAUUCUCUUGGAGGAGAGGGCUACCUCAAUUUCAUGGGUAAUGAGUUUGGACAUCCAGAAUGGUUGGACUUUCCUAGACAAGGGAAUAAUGAAAGCUACCAUUAUGCGAGGAGACAGUUUAAUUUAGCUGAUGAUCACGUUCUUCGCUAUAGAUUCCUAAAUGCGUUUGACAGAGAUAUGAACAAAUUGGAAGAAAGAUUCGGCUGGCUUGCAUCACCUCCGGCCUAUGUAACUGAAAAACAUGAAUCAAACAAAGUUAUUGCUUAUGAGAGGGCAAAUCUCCUAUUUAUAUUUAAUUUUCAUCCAUCCCAAAGCUAUACAGAUUACCGAGUAGGUGUAGAAACACCAGGAAAGUAUAAAAUUGCCUUGGAUUCAGAUGCUCCAGAGUAUGGAGGGCAUAGUAGAUUGGAUCAUACUACAGAAUUCUUUUCUCAGCAGUGUUCACAUAAUCAUCGAUCUAAUUCUCUUUUGCAACCCAAUGCACUGAAUGAAAGUGAUGGCCAAAGCCGAGGACACCAGCACACACACUACUUGAAGGUAUAUAUUCCAAGCAGAGUGGCAAUAGUGUUUCAGAACAUGGAUAUCCAGAUCUAAAGGCUUGCAACUGGCUUCAUUACUUCAAAGGCCAAGAAAUAGUUGAUGCUAGUAGCAUCCAAAACUUAUUGUUGUUGUUGUUUUCCUUUAUAAAGGUGUGUUCAUACUAAGAAAUUCAAAUGAGGAUUUAUUUAUUUAUAAUUACAAAACAUUCAUAAAUGUUUAUUCAAAGAGAUUAUUUAUAAUCAUGGAAGAAAGAAUCCAUUAUGAACAAUUUGUGUUACAGAAUUGGAUUUCAGAAACAGUUUGUUCUCACAGUAAGGGUUGGAGUGUGCUACAAGGCAUGAUGUGCUUUCACACUUCAAAAAUUGGAUGCAGUAUUUUCAGUUAUUUGUUCUAAUCUCAUUUGGGUAUUUUUUUUUUUUAAUUAGAUCCCAUUUUGUAGUAGAAAUAAGUAGCCAUGUAAUGCACUGACACUGAAUUCCAAGUAUAAGUUCUUUUGUGUUUUCAUGUGAUACAUUACUAUGUGGAAGAUAGGAUUGGUUGGUUGGUUGGUUGAAAAAAAGAGGAUAAAAUAAUAAAGAAUUAUCAUGGAAGAACAACAACAAUAAAACAACCUCAUUGAUAGUAUGAUAUUAAGCUCAUUGAUUUAGGUCUGUCAAACAAUAUAACCAUAGUAAGUCUUUUAAAAGUGCCUAUUUUUGCUACAAAAUUAAGAUAUUAAUUUAUGUAUUCUAUCUUGAGUGUUAGGAGUCAUGAAUUCUUGGUAAACAUUUAAAAACAAAUUAAACCAUGCCCACUUUCCUGUAUUAUAUUGCUCACACCAUAUAGACAGUUUUAAAAGUCCUAUCAGUUUCAAAUGUAUUUUGAAUGAAGUUAACUCAUGUUCCUUUGUGUUAAAAUAUGUCAUUGACAUUGACUCAUCUGUAUCAUCCAAUUUAAUCAACUUAAUCAACUGCUGACUAGUUAUGACUUCACAUCUUUUGAAACCAAACUAUUUGCUAGUUAUCAGUGAACAGUGGUAGAGAAUUAUUUUUAUCAAGCUCAAAAUGUGGUAUUAAAUAAUUACAUUUUCAAAAAAUUUAAUACUGGUAGCAGAUAUAUGUGGUUGAAUUCUGCAUUUACAGAACUGAAAAAAUAUCUUGUACAAACAUUUAUUUCAGGUUUGCUUUAUGGUCAAUGUUCAGAUGUAAUUAUCAAAAAUAUUCAGUGUAGAAUAUCUGUGAGUUAUUAUUUUGCUGUUUUUAUCAAGACCAUAAUACGAGUGCCUUGCUAACUUUUCCUUAUGAUAAUUAUAUUAGAUCAAGUUUCUUAACGCCAUGUCUAGUUGGCAUGUUCUGUUUCAAAACUAUUUGGAAACAUAUUAAUAUAUCUCCAAGCCAUUCAUAUUAGAAAUAGGUGAACAAGAAAAACUGCAGAAUUUAUACCCACCAAACCUAAAGGCUAGGUAAUAUUCACACAAGAAAAAUCUGUUUCAUUUAUCCUGCUCAAAUGUUUCCACAAAGACCACUAGACAAGAAUAUGUGAUAACUUUGAGAUAAAUAUCUCAUAAGCCUAGUGAAUAAAAUUUCUUCUAUUAAUAUUUCAGUGUUACUGGAAUAGAGAGGUAUAUAUAAAUGCUGCAGCUUCUGAUGUAUUUAAUUAUCUGAGAAAUCAUAAAUCCUAAAGUUUAGGUUAAUUACCUGUUCAGCAGUUUCCAGUUUCCUGAAGAAGAUUCAGAUAAGUUAUAACUGUCUUCACAUGAUUUUAUAGUCUUUCAACCUAAAGGUAAAAUACAACAGUUCCAUAAAUAUAUAGUGCAUUUUCAUUAAAUGUAUACAUUAAUAUAACAUAAUGAACAUGUUGUUUUCUCUAGGUUUGUAUAUGUGGUGUAAGGAUAUUGUCCAAGUCAGACUUUUGUGUAAGAAAACAUGUGUGAUGAGAUGUUGCAAAAUGACAUGCAAAUAAAGAAAUGUAAAAUUGG